ACAGACCACAGGACCUCUUCAGUAAUGCGAUGCCAAAGCAGCUUGUUCAACUCCACAAGAGCGCUGUCUGAUCCGAGGGAACUUGUUCUUCCAUCCAGCGCCUCGUCCUCGUCUUCCCUUUUCACUUGAGGACACAUCUCGCACGGGUCGUUCCAAGCGCGCCUCUCCCUCUCCGCCUCUCACGUCUUUCGCACUGAAAGUUUGCUUUGGGGAAAAAAGGAAAAAGAGUGAAAAUGAACAACACCGGGUUCAACCAAACUGAGGGCGGACUGCUCAACAAGACCGAGGAGUUCUUCUGCUGCAACUUUUCCUCCGUGGUGACUGACAACGGCUUCGUGGCCGCCGCUCCGGACGAGCGGAGCCUCUUCGUCACCAGGGUGGUCCAGAUCGCGGUCAUGUGCGUCUUGUCCCUCACGGUGGUUUUUGGCAUCUUUUUCUUGGCCUGCAACCUUCUCAUAAAGUCAGAGGGAAUGAUCACCUUUUUAGUGACUGACAGGAGACCGUCUAAAGAAGCGGAGGCAGUGAUUAUUGGAGCCUACUGACUGACGAGGAUCCUUAAUGAUUUGAAUCAGAUCUGAGUUCUGGGGACAGAUGGGAGACGAUGCGAUGAUAACUGCUAACUAACUAAACAAGCCCAUGUUUUCAUAUUGGCAAUUAGAAACACCUCAUUGUGAGCCGAACUGUGCUGGUGGCUACGGCUCACAGGGUUUCACCUCUUUCCUUGUGGCUUUUUUAUUCCCAGCAAAACUCAAUUAUCUCCAAUUACAGUAGUGCUUUUAAGCCUCUUUGAUUAUAAAGUAUUCGAUCAAGCACUGUUGUACUUUCAGUAGUUGGAGCACCGUUUGUCAAGCAGCGUCCUUUGUCAUAAAGUGUCAAAGUCUCCGUAUUUUCUGUUUAAAAAUGCACUCUCAUAUUGCCAAUGCAAUGGAGAAAUUAAUGUUUAAACAUGUACUGUAUGUUGUAUGUGUUUUUGCAUACAAUUUUCAAUGUAUUAAUCGGUGUAUUUCCUGCGGGAGACUGAGUGUUUCCGUGGGUGGAGAAAAGCCCAGCAUGCCGUGUAUCCUGUUAAUUGGAGUAAAUUCGUUCUGUAAUUAAAAUGUUCCUCUUGAUUAAAGUCUAUUUUCUUCCAUGAAUAUAGCCUUC
Messenger RNA from Pseudoliparis swirei, 1143 nucleotides. It is a transcript of the gene rprma, whose product is annotated as reprimo, TP53 dependent G2 arrest mediator candidate a. The transcript has a single exon. The record is from RefSeq and is a predicted model, not a curated record. NCBI's taxonomy places the organism in Eukaryota, Metazoa, Chordata, Actinopteri, Perciformes, Liparidae. Bases 234 to 542 code for a protein of 102 amino acids.